Aspergillus novofumigatus IBT 16806 is the source of this 1582-nucleotide messenger RNA. RefSeq names its product caspase family protein. NCBI's taxonomy places the organism in Eukaryota, Fungi, Ascomycota, Eurotiomycetes, Eurotiales, Aspergillaceae. The coding region runs from base 208 to 1449 and encodes 413 amino acids. The transcript is spliced from 8 exons. Gene Ontology annotation, biological process: proteolysis. Gene Ontology annotation, molecular function: cysteine-type endopeptidase activity. The record is from RefSeq and is a predicted model, not a curated record.
ACUUUCCCUCCUUAUUGGAAUCUGUUUCCGGAUCUGACUUGUGGUGCAACUCUGGGUUUUGUUGUUGUUGAUUCAGCUCACCCAUACGACUAUACCAGUUCACUAGUCAAUUGUCCUCGGGUCAUCCGACUGCUGGCCUCAACCAUUUUUUUGUAUCCGUUGCGGUCGGCGCUCAGCGAGUUCCCUCAACAGUAGAUUAAUCAAUUGAUGUACCACCGUCACUCGGCUCCUCCACCCCCGGGUCGGUCUGGUGGCUACCCCCCUCCGCAGCAGCAGUGGCCUCCUCCUCAGCCUUACCAAUAUCCACCGUAUCCGCCUCAAGGCCCUCCUCCAGCGCAUACAUUUCCUCCUCCUGCCCAUCGGAGUUACCCAUCGCCCUACCCCACGCCGCCUCCCCACUCGCCAUCUCCGUACCAGCAUCCUCAUCAUGGUCACACGCAGUCAUGGAGUGCGCCGAGGCUCCCUCCACGCCCGCCCCUCGAGGCGCAGCAAUUCGGCAACGGAGCACCUUCCCACUACCGCUUCCAGUACUCAGCAUGCACAGGGCGGCGCAGAGCCCUACUGAUCGGAAUCAAUUAUUUCGGACAGCCGAAUCAGCUUCGCGGAUGCAUCAACGACGUCACUAACAUGUCGACUUUCCUCCAUGAACGGUACGGGUAUCGGCGGGAGGACAUGGUUAUUCUAACCGACGACCAGAAGAAUCCACUGAGCAUUCCUACCAAGGCGAAUAUACUGCGUGCAAUGCAGUGGCUGGUCAAAGAUGCGCAGCCAAACGACUCGCUUUUCCUUCAUUUCUCAGGACAUGGCGGGCGAACUCCUGAUCUCGAUGGUGACGAAGAGGACGGCUAUGACGACGUCAUCUACCCUGUCGACUAUCGGGUUGCGGGCCACAUUGUGGAUGAUGAAAUGCACAACAUAAUGGUUCGGCCGUUGCGUCCGGGUGUUCGGUUGACGGUGAUAUUCGACUCGUGUCAUUCGGGAACAGCUCUGGAUUUGCCAUACGUCUAUUCGACUCAGGGCAUCUUGAAAGAACCAAACCUCGCCAAAGAAGCAGCACAGGACCUGUUCAGCGCCAUUAGCUCAUACGGGAAAGGGGAUCUGAGCGGAGUCGCGAUGACGGCGAUUGGGUUUCUCAAAAAGGCCGCAAAAGGCGACUCCGCACGUCAGCGGACGGUGAUGACCAAGACAUCUCCGGCAGAUGUGGUCAUGUUUUCUGGUUCCAAGGACACACAGACGUCAGCGGACACAUUCCAGGACGGAGAAGCUCGUGGUGCUUUGAGCUGGGCUUUCAUCAAGUCCUUGAGACAGUGGCCGAAUCAGAGCUAUCUGCAGCUACUGAACUCGAUUCGAGCAGAGCUCGAGGGGAAAUACACACAGAAGCCGCAGCUGAGCUGCAGCCAUCCACUAGGUGGGUCAACUUGUACAACAUUGAUUUGCGAACUAACGUAGCAACAGAUGUGAACCUCCUUUUUGUGAUGUGAAUGAUACUCGGGGAUAUGAAUUAUGAUUGAUGGAUGAUAUGACUGUGACCUUUUGAUAGCAGGGGUUCCAUCGACUUUAUUGUAUGUGGCUAGCGUUCAGA